CUCCCAAGAUUCCGUUUUCGACUCGCACGGAAAAAUGAUGUCAAAAAGUUUCGGAUUUUGUUCCAAACGAGGUUUUGAAGCAAAAUCGCAACUCGUCCCUUCUUCUCACAAACCCAAUUUGAACUACUCUUCAAACCCAAAUCUCAAACAAAUAAUCCAUCCAAAAUGAAGUCUGCUGUUUUCGCCACCCUUAUUGCUUCGGCCGCCGCCUUUGCCCCUGCCAACAAGGCCGCCACUUCCACCGCCAUCAAGGCCUUCGAAGACGCCCUCGGAUCGCAGCCCCCUCUCGGAUUCUUCGACCCCUUGGGACUCGUUGAAGACGGUGACCAAGAAAAGUUCGACCGUCUUCGAUACGUCGAGAUCAAGCACGGACGCAUUUGUAUGCUUGCCUUCCUUGGACAGAUCACCACCCGUUACGGAGUCCACCUUCCMGGUGACAUCGACAUGUCCGGUGACUCCUUCGACUCCUUCCCCAACGGAUGGGCCGCUAUUGCCGGACCCGAUGCCAUCCCUUCCGCCGGGCUUGCACAGAUCGUUGCCUUCGUUGCCGCCCUCGAACUCGGCGUCAUGAAGGACAUCGAGGGAACCGGAAACGAGUUCGUCGGUGACUUCCGUAAUGGAUCCCUCGACUUCGGAUGGGACACCUUCGACGAAGAGACCCAGCUUUCCAAGCGUGCCAUCGAGCUCAACAAUGGCCGUGCCGCCAUGAUGGGAGUUCUCGGACUCAUGGUCCACGAGCAGCUCGGAGGAUCCGUCCCAAUCGUUGGAGAGCUCUAAACAUGUACUCUCACGGAACCAUAGGAUGCAAUGCCACGCCGUGGCACGAGCAACCUAACCCACCCACCGAUUUGAUCCGAUGGACGUUGAUUUGAUUUGUUUCGCCGUGGCAUAACGACAUCGAAGCCUUUAAGGAAGCCAGGCAUUGGUUUGGCGUGUGGAAACGAAUUGGAAAUCGGACAACCUCUCAUGUCGCAUGGAAGAAAUAUAGUUUUGCGCUUUGUCCAUCGAAAUGCGUCUUCUGCAAACGUUUUUGCAGGAAGCAUAGCGUGGAAAAUAUAAGAAGAAUUCUAAUUACAAUAGAAAUGCACUAUUAUU
Pseudo-nitzschia multistriata is the source of this 1095-nucleotide messenger RNA. NCBI's taxonomy places the organism in Eukaryota, Bacillariophyta, Bacillariophyceae, Bacillariales, Bacillariaceae. The record is from the annotation of a GenBank genome assembly.